Malus domestica (apple) is the source of this 7921-nucleotide messenger RNA. The record is from RefSeq and is a predicted model, not a curated record. Lineage: Eukaryota; Viridiplantae; Streptophyta; Magnoliopsida; Rosales; Rosaceae.
AAUCCCGAGGACUCAAGCAACACUUGUUUUAUAAGCACCGUCUUCUUCCUCUGCGCUUCCGUUCGCACUUAGCAAUAGCAUCUCUCUUGUGCCCAGCGAGUCUUUGCGUUUCUCGACCAAUCCGCGCCAACUGUUUAAGCUGGGCUAGGGUUUUAAGGUCUCGAAUCGAAUUGGUAUACAUUAGAGAAACUCCCAGUUUGGACUUGUGAAAGUUGAAACCGCACUGGUCUGAAUCUGAAAACGAACAAAAACUCGAAUUUUGAUUAUUUUCGGCCUGUCUUCUUCGUACGAAUCGAAAGCGUUGAAGCUGAAUUGGUAGGGCGGCAUGGGAUUUGAUAACGAGUGCAUAUUGAAUAUCCAGUCUCUUGCCGGGGAGUACUUUUGUCCGGUUUGUCGUCUGCUUGUUUACCCAAAUGAAGCGCUACAGUCGCAAUGUACUCAUCUCUACUGCAAGCCCUGUUUGACAUACGUUGUGAGCACCACCCAGGCUUGCCCAUAUGACGGCUACUUAGUGACAGAAGCAGAUGCCAAGCCACUUACUGAGUCAAAUAAGGCACUCGCUGAAACCAUUGGAAAAAUACCAGUUCAUUGCCUUUUCCACAGGAGUGGAUGCACAUGGCAGGGACCAUUAUCCGAGUGCACACCUCAUUGUUCUGGAUGUGCCUUUGGAAAUUCCCCUGUAGUAUGCAACAGGUGUGGAGUCCAAAUUGUACAUCGUCAAGUGCAGGAACAUGGGCAAACUUGCCCUGGUGUGCAGCCAGCGCAGCAGGCACAGAGUGCUCUAGACACUUCAGCUUCUGGCACAUCAGCAGCUACUGCUGAUCAAACCCAGGCUGCGAUUCAGACAGGAAUACCUACAUCUCAGGCCUUGGUUUCUCAAACUACAACUGCACCUGGAUCUGAUCCAAAUCAGAAAGCAAACUCAAGUUCUCAAUCUCAAGCGGAUGUGCCGUCUGCUGACCAAUGGUACCAACAGCAGCAACCAUAUCAACAGUACUACCAGCAGUAUCCUGGAUAUGACCCAUAUCAACAGCAAUAUCAGAACUACUAUCCAUAUCAACAGCCAGCGGUUCCACAAUCACAGCAGGCUCAGCCACCAUAUGGGACUGUUCAGAAUCAACCUCAGACAUACUUGCAACCUCAGCCCCAAACUCAACUUUCGCUACAGCCUCCAAUUUCUCAAGCUCAAGCUCAACCACGACCCCAAAUUCAGCCUCCAAAUGGCCAGGCUCCUAUUGCGGCUCAAACUCAAAAUCAGGUACAAGCCAACCAACAGCAGCAAGUCCACCCUACAGUGCAGACAUACCCAGCAGCUCAUGGGCAGCAACAGCCAUAUUACCAAGCUCCACCCCAUUCACAACCUCAUCCUCAACAGGUGCAAGUGCCUCCAUAUCAGCAGCCCCAAAUUCAGCAACAUACCCAGGCCCAGCUCCACCCACAGCACCAUUCCCAUUCUCAGUCUCAACCUCAGCCACAGGCACAAGCUCAACACCAACCCCAACUUCACCCUUCUCAGCCCAUGAAUGCUGCUGUCCAGCCUCAGGCACAUCCAUCAUCUCAUGCUGUGUCUGGAAAUAACUCGUAUCCCCCACCUCACCUUUACCAGCCAGUGCAGUCAGGAGCCCCACAACAACACACCAUGCACGUGCAAUCUCAAGGCAUGCCUCACUCUCAGUUACAGACUCAUGUUCAAGUACAGGGUCAGCUCCCUCAACAACCCCCACUUGUGCGGCCACCCUCGUCUCUUACAACAAUUCCAAACCAGCAGCAGCCAGCUUUGUUGCCUUCACCUGGUCAAGUCCAAAACAUCAAACCUGCACAACAGCAGCCAGUUCCCUCUUAUGCUCAGCAACCUGGAAAUUUGGUCUACCAGCGCCCGCUUAUGCAGGCAAUUCAACAACCGAUGCUUCAGCAAUAUUUCCACCAUCAGGCAUACGUACAGCAGCAACCAUCUACACAGUUACGUCCGCAGGGCCAAUCUCAUUCAUUCCCUCAACAUAAUCAUGCCUCUAUGCAGUCUCAGCAGAACAUUGCAUUGUCUCAGGGCAUUCAACAUACUCAGUCUAAUCUUGUAGGAAGGCCUAUGAUGCCAAGUCAUGCAGUACAACCUCAGCCCUACGCACAAACUGCUGGGCAAGUGAGGCCAAUGCAUCCUUCUGUAAACCAUCCAUCUACAGAUCAGAAUAAUGUUGUCAGAACAAACAACCCAGUGCAAUCUGGAGCAAACUCGAGGCCAACUAUGUCUGAAAGGCAAACUGAGAAAGAAUCUGAGUCAUCAAAUCAGAAGGUUGCAAAUGGCGAUGAACUUAAAUAUGUCAAUUCCGAGAUGGGUAUGAAGUCCGCUGAUGAUGAGCAUAAACCUAGUGGUGAAGAUAAACCUAAUCAGGGGGAUACAUCUUCUAAGGAGAUUCCAGAAUCUAGGGGCUUGCUGGGGGCAGAUCCAGAUUUCCAUGCACUUGAAAAUGGAGAGUUUGUAGGUAACCCAACAUUGAAGAAAGAAGGUGUGGAUAGCACUAUGGAGCACUCAAGUAACGGUAAGUUGGGUGAAGCUGUAGCUGAGGUUGCAAAAGAAAUCUUAUCGGAAGAAGCUCAACUUCGUGAAGAACAGGGUCAAAGGUUGCAGAAGGAUGAGGGUUCGCAAGCUGUAUCUACUUCAGCUCCAACUGGUCAGGUACAAGCUGGUGGCUCUGCACAACCCUCACAUCCUGUACCAAUACAUCAUGGACCUACUAUACUCCCCCAAAGGCCUGGUGCACCCCCUCCAGGACCUCCACAUCAUACACAGGGGCCUGGGCACCCCUGGACUCAUUUAAGACCUCAGCGACCUUCACAUGUACCCGGACAACCUUUUCAUCCAUCCGAGCAUUUGCAGCUACCUGGUGCCAACCCAGGUUUUGGACCAUCUUCUGGAAGGGGGGGAGGUCAUUAUGGUCCUCAAGGUGUACUACCUCCUUCCCAUACAGGGGCUCCCAGGAUGCAAGGUGAACCUGUUGGAGGCCCUCCAUUUGGUGGAAUGAUGGCAAGAGCAGCACCAUAUGGCCCUGACGGUCCUAGGGGUCACCAGCGGCCUGCCUUUCAAAUUGAUCAGGGAGCAAUUGGACAGCCAUCUGGAAUCCCCCCAAAUAUGUUGAGAAUGAAUGGAACUCCAGGCCUUGACCCCUCAUCAACUCAUGGGUUGAGGGAUGAAAGGUUCAAGGCUUUUCCAGACGAGCGAUUGAAUCCCUUCCCGGUAGAUCCAACUUUUCGUGGUAUUGACCGGGUAGAGUUUGAAGAUGAUCUCAAGCGAUUCCCUAGGCCUUCGUAUCUGGAUUCUGACCCUGUUUCAAAAUUUGGGAAUUCUUCAUCAAGGCCAUUUGAUAGGGGACCUCAUGGGCCCAAGUAUGAUAUUGGUCAGAAUACAGAUCCUGUUGCUGGAGAUACUGGAAGAAUGGAGCCUUCUCGCAGUCAUCCAGAUUUUGUUGGACGACACCUUAUGGAUGGUUUGGCUCCCCGAAGCCCAGUUAGAGAUUACCCUGGCAUCCCAUCUCAUGGGUUUAGAGGCUUUGGCCCUGAUGAUUUUGAUAGAAGGGAAUUUCAUCGGUUUGGUGAUCCACAUGGAAAUUCAUUCCGCGAAGGUAGGCUUUCUAAUUUUUCUAGUCAUUUUCGUCGGGGUGAGUUUGAGGGCCCUGGUAAUAUGCAAACUGUUGAUGGGCACCCUGGUCAUCCUCGGAGGGGAGAUCAUUUGGGUCCUCAGAACUUGCAUAGUCAUUUGCAUUUGCGAGAACCUAUGGGUUUUGGUGAUCGUCAUUCACGCCUAGGAGAUAUGACUGGGCCUGGGAACUUUGAAUCAUUUCGAGGCAACAGGCCAAGUCAUCCACGUCUUGGUGAACCUGGAUUUAGGAGCAGUUUUUCACUUCAAAGAUUUCCAACUGAUGGAGCUUACACAGGAGAUCUAGAGUCUUUUGAUCACUCAAGGAAAAGGAAACCAGCUAGUAUGGGAUGGUGCCGGAUAUGUAAAGUUGAUUGUGAAACAGUUGAAGGCUUGGACUUGCACUCACAAACAAGGGAACACCAGAAGAUGGCGAUGGAAAUGGUGUGAAGCAUCAAGCAGAAUGCCAAAAAGCAGAAACUAACCUCUGGUGAUCAGUCCUUGGUAGAGGGUGCAAAUAAGUCAAAAAGUCCGGCUUUGAAGGCCGAGGAGAAAAGCAUUGAUGGAUGAUGGUGUGCUGCAAUGUGGAUCUCUAUGGUUGCAUUUCACUUGGGGACCAAUUGUUUCUUUGGUAUUAUUGCGUUAGCAAUAUAGGUGAUGCACCCUUCCAUGCCUCUUUUUUCUAGAUUCGGGGUGGUUUAUGCUAGUUUUGUCAUUUCAGGUUGCUGCCAUGUUAAUGGAGAUGGUAUUUGGAACUGGAGUUCAAUGGCAGUUAAGUUUGUUGUUUUUGACUCUCAAGUUUUCUACUUUCACUCGGAUUGUUUUUUGUUGACCUUGUCAUUGUCAAUCCAAAAGUGGUAUAUUGCUAUCACUUCCUUUUGCAUUUGGUACCAUUGAGAUGGCAUUGGUUUAUAGCAUAUGGGUAUGUAUGCUUGACUCUCUUAAUCUUAUAUAUUAAGUUUAUUCAACUGGACCGGCAAUGUAUUAAGUUUAGUUUUACUGCUCUCAGAUAUGUACUUAUGGUUAUAAAGGGUAUCAUUGCUAAAUAGCUCUCAAAAGGUUGAAACAAGGACAUUACCUUGAACAUUGAAGCUAAUUUAAACUAAGCAUUUUUCUUUAUGCUCUAGGUAACUUUGUGAAUUUUACAUUAUUGUCAAUCGUUUCAUUUCGGUUUCUACAAGAAUAUCUGUUUUAAAUGUAAGGAGACUUGUGCCCUCUGACCUGCUUCAUCAUUUCUAUUAUAGGCAACUUUUUAUAGUAUGAUAUUGUGUAAUCAACCUGAUCCUUGGUCUUCAAUCUAGUAGAGAGUGGACCGACCACAUUAAGCAGAUUAGUUAUCACUAACAUUUCGUCAUAAUUUUACCCAGUAAGUUGGAAGUGUUAAAGUAGUUUUUACUAAAAGAUGAGGAUUUCUGUAAUGCGAAUGAACUUAGAGAGAAAUAAGUGUCUAUCUCUAUUCUUUAGUACCACAGUAGGCUUCAAGACUAAAUAUUUAAAUUGUAUAGGCUUAUAGAAGGCAAUGACUGGAGUACAUUUUACUAUUUAGAUUAUACAGGAUUUUGCAAUCUGAUUUCUAAGAAAAAGUGAUAGAAUUUAAGGAAUUAGGUAUGUUGGAGCCAUGAUAAAUCAUAUAUCCAGUCUUUUCUUUUUUAUAGUAGUUAGCAGAGACGGCCUCGUGAUAUUGCUUGUUGGACUGCAGCAUCUAUUAUAUUAUUUACUGUUUUGGUGGCUUGUGAAUCGACAUUUAUUUGAAGGAUAUUUUGUUUAGCUGAUAAACUAUAGUGACAAGUAUUUGGAAUAUCGUCAACCUAAUUGAAGAAUGUGGUCUGCACAAUUCAUCUGUAUAUUAUUCUGCAGCUUGGUCUUGUGCUAGUUGGUGUAGGACAGAAGCGGAAGCUACUGUCUAUUUGCUGUAGCACAGCAAAACACACUAGGGAGUAGAGAAGACAAUGUGCUAGUUGGUGGCUUGUGAUCACUGAACAACAUCAAAACAACAAAGAAAACAAUGAGAUCCUUAAAAAGAUAGAAAGAUUACUGUCUAAUUUUCGGAAUAACAGACCAGCAUGAAAAGUCUCGUAAGGGUAGAUAUACUAGGGUUACAUACAUCAUCCUAGCCUUGAUUACUUCACUAUUCAAUUGGGCCUCCAAAACUUACUUACAAACUCACAAAACUAGCGCAACAAAUUAAAAAGACUAGGAGUAGAAGCACUACUAUCAUCUAGAAAUCAGCAUAAGACAUAAAGAUAAAACAAGUCAAAUAAAAGGUAAAGUAAAUACCAAAACUAAGUUGGCUAGCCUUUUAAUCUUGGAAAGCCUUGUAGAUCUUAUCUUAUUGUUUUACGUUUGGGGAAAGGCUUACAAUUUCCUAAGUUCAGUUUUUAUCGUUAUUGUUAUUUGUUUUACUACUGACUUGACUAUUUAUUCUUAACACUGUCAUGUAAUUUUUAGCGUGAAAGGUCGAUUUUGUUGUUGAUUUUUCUUUUUGGUGGAAUUUCUCUUUUUCUAUACUAGAUCUUUUCAAUUCGACCCGUCUUUUUUUGGCGAAGGAGACUCCAUAAGGGCUGAAAGUUUAGCGGAAAAGGUUUACUCUGUCAUCUGUUUUUGAGGUGGUAAGGUUGUGUUUGUUGGCAAAAUUUGCUUCUCAGCGUUGAUUUUAUAACCUGUUGAUAUGUUGGGAUUCAUCUGUUUCUACAUAUUUACGAAGAGUAUAUUUUCAUCUUUCGAAGCAGUAGGAUAAAUCUUAGGAAACCUUAGGAGACUGGUAAAAUCUGAUAACCUUCUAUACACUAGGCAUAUACUUAGAUCCUAACUUUAAAGGGCCACAGGCUUACAUUUAAAGAUGUCUACUUGGAUUGUUAGGGUUAGGGAUCAUGACUCAUCAAUUAUUUUGCAUCAGGACAGUUUGAUGGAUAGUUUUCUUUGUAUUACGAUCCCUCCUGAAAUAUUUUUCAAAAUAUAAAAGUUCAGUAGCUUCCCCCGAAUUAGUGAAUUAGGCAGGAUCCUUUUGUACGGAAUAACAAAGCAAAGAGCGAGUCAGGAUAGUUUUCUUUAUAUUACCAUCACCCCUGCCAUUGGCGGGCAGCACCCCAAGCACACCACAUUCUUAAUGCUUGUCUUAUACGUUCACUAACAAUAAAUUUUAUUUUGUUUGUAUGCUGGCUUUUGAAUGAAUUUUGCAAUUAUUGUCCCCUUGGGGUAUAGCAAACACUUCCUAUCAAUUUUCCAUGCGUAUAGUUUUGGGUUUAUGUUGAAUUUUUGAGGCAGCCUUGCUGGUUGAACUCGAAUAUUUUUAUUUUUUCUAUGUUGGUAGCAAUAUUCUUGUCUAUUUUAAUACCUGUAUAGUCUCUCUCGCUCUCUCUCGCUCUCACACACACACAAAAGUUAGACAAUACAUCUUUUCACUCUCACCUACCACUUUAAUUUUCUUGUUUUCCAUCAAAGUUUGGGUGGUAGAGGAAGGGAAGAAAUGGCGUGUUUCGUCCUUCUCUUUCCUAGUUUCGAUUGUGAAUGCAGUAUACCAAAUCUUAGUUUUGUUCAACAGUAUUACCAUGAUUUCUAUGAAUAACUUUAGGCACGAUUCAAACCCUGAAUUCUUUAUAUUAUUGCACGUAAUAAUAUCUGCCUAAUGCUAACCCUUCCCUUGUAUAAUCCGGAAUAUAGCAACUUAAAUACUAAAACACAACUUCGGAAAUCGCUUAGAAAAUUUAUCCUUGCUUUCAACAACUGUCCUUACUCUAGAUGCUUUAGCCUGUACAUGAACAUAAGCACCGAAAUGUUUGAAUUUGAUUGAUUUUGUCAGCUGUGUUUGAAAUGUAAUCGCCAUUGAACCAAUACUUGUCUCGGAAAUACACUUCUUUGCUUAAAAAUCUAUGACGGGGUCGUAAAGGAACAAGAAUAGCACCCUGAUGUGAUCAUAGUAGCCUUACAAAGGAACAAGAACAACAUAAAAGAAUAAUACGAAUAAUGGCGAAAACCUGGUUAUUUUGUUCGAUGAUUCCUAACGAGCUUAAAUGUUUGAUAAAGAUUGCAGUGUGAUGCAGGGAUUCUAGCAUGAUUGCAGAGUCAAUGUAGGAUGCUUGCUUGGCAAGCGGUAGAUCGGACGGUUAUUCGGGCGAUGGAGACUCCUUACCUUACAAAUUUCAUUGCCUUUGAAGGCAUUUUGCUUAAUCUGCGUUUUGUUUUGCAGUGAUGGGUGUAUGGUAUGGUUGUAAGCUUUAAUUGUUUGAUUUUCUGAGACAUUCUUGGGCAAUGCUAUAUUAAUAUUUUGUUUUAACUGCACUUCUAUUUACUUCC